AUGGCGGCAGAACAGCGGAAAUUGCUGGAGCAGUUGAUGGGGCGAGAUGCCCUUGAUUCGCGACGGCCGGUGCGAGCAGAGAGGAUUGAUUUGUAUGACCCGAAGAUAUGUAAAUCGUUUUUGUUGGGAGGGUGUUUCUACGACUUUUUCCCAGGAGUGAAGCAGAUUGGCAGGUGUCCCCGGAUGCACGCCGAGAAGUAUCGAUUGGAGUACUUGAACCAGGUGAAGAAUGGAGUCAAGUUUCCAGAUUUUGAUUUAGAGCAUGAACGAACACUGGAACAUCAUAUUAACGAGCUGCAACAACGAAUCGAUGUGGCUAAUAAACGACUGGAUAAGACGCCAGAAGAUAUGGAGAAAAUCAACCAGGCGACUCGAGAUCUCGAGACGCUGACUACAGCUAUUACCAUGUCAUUACAAGAAAUCGAGUUGUUGGCAGAGCAAGGACAUAUCACAAAAGCAUUACAAGAACUGAAUAAUUUAGAACGACUGCGAAUGGAGAAAAACAAUAUCAACACGGAGAUCAAAGCGCUGUCGGACGUGAGUGGGUUCUCGGGGUUCCAGAAACUACAAGUGUGUGAAAUCUGCAGCGCAUAUCUCAGUCGACUGGAUAACGACAAGCGAUUAGCAGACCAUUUCCUCGGCAAAACCCAUCGAGGGUAUGCACUUCUGCUUGAUACCUACAACGAAUACAAAACCAAAAACGCGCCAUUACACGCCUCAUCCCGUAAACGAGGAUACUCCCACUACUGA
Sugiyamaella lignohabitans is the source of this 750-nucleotide messenger RNA. RefSeq names its product Luc7p (gene LUC7). Gene Ontology annotation, molecular function: mRNA binding. Gene Ontology annotation, biological process: mRNA splice site recognition. Lineage: Eukaryota; Fungi; Ascomycota; Dipodascomycetes; Dipodascales; Trichomonascaceae. The transcript has a single exon. Bases 1 to 750 code for a protein of 249 amino acids. The record is from RefSeq and is a predicted model, not a curated record. Gene Ontology annotation, cellular component: U2-type prespliceosome; U1 snRNP.